Saccostrea echinata is the source of this 689-nucleotide messenger RNA. Its product is annotated as short-chain collagen C4-like. The transcript is spliced from 4 exons. Lineage: Eukaryota; Metazoa; Mollusca; Bivalvia; Ostreida; Ostreidae. Bases 26 to 646 code for a protein of 206 amino acids. The record is from RefSeq and is a predicted model, not a curated record.
ACUACACUGAAGCUGAAGCGUUAAGAUGGUCUCCUCUUUUGGCGUGGUGUUGAUCCUGUGUGUGGCCAUUGUUCAACAUGUAGACAGUUGUUUCUCGGCGGGGGGAUCCGUGUAUACUCGAUGGGGUCACAACAAGUGCCCCAGAAGUGCCAGAUUAAUUUACGCAGGUCUUGUUGGGGGAUCUCAUUAUUCACAUCGUGGAGCUGCAGUGGAGCCACUCUGUUUACCUAAACACCCACAAUGGGGACGCCAUAACGGAAGAACAGAUGCUCCUAGAGGAUUCAUCUAUGGUGCUGAAUACGAAGUUCAUCGUGACGUCAUCCAUUCUCAUCUUCACGACCAAGAUGUGCCUUGUGCCGUCUGUGAGACUCGCAGAGGGAAAGGCAUAAUAGUUAUUCCAGCGAGAACAUCCUGUUAUCGGGGUUGGAGAAAAGAAUACUCGGGUUACCUGAUGACUGGUAGAUAUACUCACCCGGCUGCCUCCACCUACUCCUGUGUGGAUCAACACGCCCAGCCUGCGGUGGGUGGACAUCAAAACCAUAACGGGUACCUGUUCUACCUGGUGGAAGCACGCUGUGGUAGCCUGAAAUGUCCGCCGUACCACAACGGAUGGGAGAUUACCUGUGUUGUGUGUUCGAAAGCCUGAGACACUUUAUCAUUUAGCAUUGCAAUAAAAAUAUAUCGAGCAA